This is a messenger RNA of Kickxella alabastrina, 590 nucleotides long. RefSeq names its product ubiquitin-related domain-containing protein. Bases 157 to 549 code for a protein of 130 amino acids. The record is from RefSeq and is a predicted model, not a curated record. Gene Ontology annotation, molecular function: ubiquitin protein ligase binding; protein tag activity. Gene Ontology annotation, biological process: protein neddylation; modification-dependent protein catabolic process; regulation of proteolysis. Gene Ontology annotation, cellular component: cytoplasm; nucleus. The transcript has 3 exons. Lineage: Eukaryota; Fungi; Kickxellomycota; Kickxellomycetes; Kickxellales; Kickxellaceae.
AGCUUCCCCAAUUUCCUUCCCCCUUUCUUCGUCAUUCUUUUUUAUUUGUUUCAGUUUCAGUUUCUUCUUUCCCGCAGCAAAAACCAUUAAAACUACAAUUUUCCAUUAUCAUUAUUAUUUAAAUACCAAUUUGUUUCUCCCCAAAUUUCAAUAAAGAUGGACUCUAGCAAUCAGGACGCUGUUCAGGACCCGACUACUUCGCCCGUAGCUGUCGUCGAUACCACAGCAGCAAACACCGUCACUGCCACUACCCCUACCCCUACCGAGAAAACUAGGCAGAGCGCAGAUAGCACUGAGUCUUACAAAAACAACCUUUCCAUCAAAGUCAAGACGCUGACCGGCAAGGAGAUUGGUCUGAGUAUUUGCUUCGCUGAUACUGUCAGGACCAUUAAGCAGCAUAUCGAGUCCCAAGAGGGAAUUCCCCCAGACCAGCAGCGCCUGAUUUACUCUGGUCGCCAGAUGCCUGAUGAAAAGACAGCAGAAGAACUUAAGCUUGUGGCUGGAUCAGUCCUGCAUCUGGUCCUGUCACUGCGUGGCGGAAACAAUUAGGAAAAAAAAUUGAAAACUAAUUUUUUUGUUUAAAUAUAAAG